Messenger RNA from Saccostrea echinata, 603 nucleotides. RefSeq lists its product as uncharacterized. Lineage: Eukaryota; Metazoa; Mollusca; Bivalvia; Ostreida; Ostreidae. Bases 1 to 603 code for a protein of 200 amino acids. The record is from RefSeq and is a predicted model, not a curated record. The transcript is spliced from 3 exons.
AUGACUUCAACCUUGUCUACUACAAGGCACACUUUGUCCACCACAAAACCCACUUUGAUAUCAGCAAUACCAAACUCGUCAAUCAAUCUAAACUUGUCCACUAUAAGGCACACUUUGUCCGCUACAAAGCCUACCUCGAUCUUAACAACGCCAACUCCGUUCACGACAACGCCUACCUCGUCAACGCCAACAUCGUCCCUGACCACGCCUAUCUCGUACACUACUCCAAUUUUGUCAACAACUACACCCUCAACAACAGCCUCUCCAAGUAACAGCUCUUCCUGUUACCUUUGCAAUGGGAUGCCGAUAUAUAUAUGUGAACAGUUUUCUACACCAUUACAAUGUGAACAUGAUGACCAACAGUUUUGUUUAAAUAUAUUGGUAAACAAUAGAGAUGGCUCCAGAACACUGGAUAGAAGAUGUGUCAAUGAACAAGAAUGCCAACAGGAAUGGUGGGAGAAAACUUCCGACAGACCGGAAUGCUCUGGAUAUGAUCCAGCCAGUUACACUCCAAAAUAUUUCACGUGCUCUUAUUGCUGUACUACCCCUCUGUGUAACAAAAACAUUGUCCCAAAGGACUUAUAUGUUCCAACUAAAAAAUAA